AUGGGUGUUGAAAUAUCAAAAAAGGAAUAUGAAUCAAGUUUGAAAGAUAAAAGUGUUCUUGGUACUGAUCAUCUAUUAUCUCAUAUUGACAUUUUACUUUCACAUUCUUUUUGUGAAUAUUUAUUUCGAAUUGAGCU
Dentiscutata heterogama is the source of this 137-nucleotide messenger RNA. The record is from the annotation of a GenBank genome assembly. NCBI's taxonomy places the organism in Eukaryota, Fungi, Glomeromycota, Glomeromycetes, Diversisporales, Gigasporaceae.